Messenger RNA from Haplochromis burtoni (Burton's mouthbrooder), 10868 nucleotides. Its product is annotated as semaphorin-6D. Gene Ontology annotation, biological process: negative regulation of axon extension involved in axon guidance; axon guidance; semaphorin-plexin signaling pathway. The record is from RefSeq and is a predicted model, not a curated record. Lineage: Eukaryota; Metazoa; Chordata; Actinopteri; Cichliformes; Cichlidae. The transcript is spliced from 22 exons. Bases 4267 to 7650 code for a protein of 1127 amino acids. Gene Ontology annotation, molecular function: chemorepellent activity; semaphorin receptor binding.
UUGGCUGACCUCCAGGCUACCAGGAUCUACCCGCUGCCAGGCAUGUGCAGGAUGGCUGCAGCGUGUUUCACACUCCAGCUGUGUGUGCUUCUUUGUGUAUCUCUGAGUGUGUGUGUGUGUGUGUGUGUGUUAGGUGGCCUUUCAUUGGUCGCUUCCUGCACUUUUUGUUGUGUCUUUAUCCGUUUGAUCCAGCAGAUUCAUCCGGUGACCUUUUCCCCGUCAUUCAGACUGCACAAAACACAAAGACACACACACACAUGCGCACACAGAACAAUGGGUGGAUUAGCCCAGUUUUUGGUAAUGCUGUGUUAAUAGGCAGCAGAUUACCUGGUUUUGCUGCAGGAAACAGAGAUGUGUUUGUUCACGGGUAAUGAGGCUUUCAGUUCAAACACUGAGACGGUCUUUAUGUUUUAUCAGCUGACCUCAGGUCAGCUUGUAACGACCCAAAACACAGAAGAAUAUCUGUGCCGUGUAAAUAAAACAUCAUGUGAACAAGUGUAAUAUCAGAGUGCUGGAGUGAUGUCGCAUGUUUAUGUUUCCAACAAUCACGUCUGAUGGCGAGGACGUCAGCGCCCAAUGAUCAUUUAGCAUCUAAAAACACAGCGCUAGUCUAAUCAGGCUACCACUUGGUGAGGAGAUGCUAGUGUGAAACCCACACUUCAACACGAGACUCCGCCCAGCACUGGCAGAGCGCUUGCCAUGAGACAGGAAGAGGAAACGUUAUAAUCUUAUUAACAAAAGAUGAACGCGCCACACAACUUUGCAGGCAGGAGGCGUGUUUCCGUGUUCAUCCUGCUGCACAGUCACAGCGUCGCUGACCGAAAUCAGGCUCUGGCUGCAGGACUGGAGUCUGCAUGCACUGGAUCAUCACUCUGGGUUUUCGGCUAGCUUAGCGUGCAGAUCACCAAAGAACCUUUGUAAGGACAUAACUUAGUACAGUUACUGUUACUGCCUUCCUGAAAAAUGUAAUGUGAUUACAGUAAUUUGUUACUUUGUUGCACCCAGUGCUUGUUUCAGUGAAAGGAUGGAGACGAUGUUCUUUGUGUUUGCAUUAAUAAACGAUUCAUAGAUUCAAUGAAUUCAUUUCAUUAGUAUUUGUUUGUUUUCCAUCACCAUAAAUUUUCCUGGUAUGAGUUUGAGGCUGCAGCAGUUUGGUUUUUAGUUCCUCUCAGUUUUUCUCAGCGGAGCCAUGAGUGAGUGGCGUCCUGUCGAUCUGCUGUGAUCAGUAAUCGUUAAUAUUAAUUAAAGUACGGAUGCAGAAGCGUGUUUUGUCCCAGGGCACUGACCUGAAGCCUGUUCUCUACAUUUGUUUCUGUUUCCUUUACUGCUGGGUUGGAGCGUGAGGUCAGGUGGGGUUGGGUGAAGCUAAACGGACAGAGAGCAGACACAGCGAGCAGCUUUGGAGCGAGUCGCCGCUCGCUGUUUUCACAGUCGUUCUGAAGCGGCGCUGAAACACUGUUUAUGAAUUUAUCCGGCUUAGACCAGCUCUCUCCGCCCGGCUGCAUCAUCACACACACACACAGGCUGAAGGUGAGCGGUCAGAUUUAAAGCUGCUGCAUGUGCAGGGUGCAUGAACCCGCUGCAGUAUCAGGAUCUGUAUCAGGCACCAGCUGUGACAGAUGUGGCGGUUUCCCUGCUGGAAGAUUUACACUUAUUAACCCGGCGAGGCUGCAGAGAGAGAGUGAGCGUGAAGCGCUCCGGAUUAGACCCGGCCUGUGUGAAACACUGCAGCACACCAGCACUUUACCCAUAAGCAGCACUAAAGCAGAGAGGAAUUAUGGGAACUUUUUCUAUCACGUAUGAUUUUGAAGAGUCCUUUAGUGUGAGCGUGGACUGCUGUCACACUCCCGGAUGUGUGAUGUGCUUCCGUGAAGCUAUUCCUGCACAUGAACUCAGAGCUCCCACUGCUGGGAAUACUCCUCGUGAUCGAGGCAGGAGGUUACCUGCGCCGGGGCACUGGCUGAUGGCGAGGAGGACGUGGGCGUGUGUGUGAGUAACAGCACAGGACUGUAACGAGCUGUGUGGGGCUCAGCACCAACACCGCCAGGUCGGUGGUUGGAGCAUCUCCGCGCUCGAUGGCGUCCUCCUCGCGUGGUGCUUUUGUUGCUUGUGGAGGAAAUCACUUCCUGUGUGUGUUCUGAUUAGCGUUCUGUGGGAUCGUUGGCUUUUGUCUGUUUGAUGUGCAGCCAGCAGGACGUCUUUUUCCCGGGAAACCUGGUGCAGAACAAACAGAAGUGGGAGCGCUCCGGCUGAUUUCUCCCACCGAACGCCGGCAAACAAAUCACAAUCAAAUCUGACUGCAGACUUUGCAUGAUGCAGGGACUUGAGCGCACUCCCCGUGGCUGCGCGUCACUGCUGCAGGAUCUGCUCUUUCAUUAUUUUCUGCCGUCCUCCCCUCAUUUCUCUCCUCCUUUAAUUUUCUCCCUCGCCGCCUCGUGCUCCAUCUGAACUAGUCUCUCUUUUCGGCUCAUUUGCUCAGACCUGUCGGCUGUCGCCGCCCAUAACUCACCUCCCGUGCUCGCCGCUCGGAGGCUCAGUGCUCACAUCUCUUUUAUUUCCACGACGGCUGCGGCAGACCUCCACGCUCCCUCCGCUGAUCCCGGCAUCGCAUCCAUCCACAUCUGGACCUCUCGCUGCCUCCGGAGGCCCGGAGCAGCCAGAGAUGUGAGAGAGUCACUAAUGUGGCCCCGAGUUAGAUCAUCCCGCUAACAGAGGGUCUUCAUCAGGAUAAUGGACUCAUCUCCUCCCUCACUGUCAGUAAAGCUCACGUCUAUUCAUAUAUGUCCAAGAGUUCUUCCGCUGAUGCUCGUUUUCCUGAGGAUCCGUUUGAGUGAAAGUCCAAAGUCUGCGUGUCGACGCUCGGAUUCACCAACAGGAAGUGUCAGAUCCCACGCUGCUCCUCUUUCCUGUGCUGAAGCUGUCUCAGCAUCCAGGAUUACUGAGGGCGGGUGUUAUCAGCCUGUGCUGCAGAGGACUGCUGACUGCUGCAGUCAUCUCUGCUGCUUGUGUCAGAGGUGAAAGGUCACCGCAGCAGAGACUGAGCAUAAAGGCAGGACAGCUGACAUGUGACCUCAUUUACAUGGACGGAUAUCAGCUAAACAAACACACAUUCCGAAGUUACUACUAUGAAUUAUAGUUAUGAGUUGUAAUUGUCAGAGAGGGUCAAAGGUCACAUUCCGGCGGCACUGAUAUUGUAUCCUGCUGUUUUAGCCGUGGUCCUGCUGCUCCCAGUGGUCACUCGUGGCAUUGCAAAAAACCCAACAAACUCGCCUGAAGGAAACACCUGUGGACCGCAGACAGCACUGAGCAUGUGCAGAAGGCCACAGUGCAGGUGUUGAGCGCUCAGCUCCAGGUGAACUGGUGGUUUUUAUGUUAACUGGUCAGAUUGGUUUCCAUAUUCUUCUCCGUUUGAGCUUCACGUGAAUCUGCAGCCAGUAAGACGCCUGCUCCUGUCGGACUCUCGGCUUUAUUGGACUCACCUUUCCAGGUGGAACCAGGUCUGGGAACGCCCCGGCUUCCUGCUCCUCCUGCUUCUCUGGUUGGUGCUCUGCUGGAGGGUGUAGCUCGUUUGGAGGCUUGGUGGUUGGAUGAUGUUGUUGGUCCUUUGUGUGUGCAGGUUUUUCUGAAGCAGUUUUCAUGUCUUUGCUUUUUCCGAGUGUCCCACAGUGCUUCCAGGUAUGUCCCGGCUCAGGUAUGGAAAGGUGGAUGAAUGAGACGGAGUUCAUGGAUAACAUAAAACUGGAGCAAAUCUGAUCCGGCUGUGUUGUUAGAGGAGUGUGAGUCAGAGAUAUCCUGACUGGAGCAGGGAUCGAGCCCUCCUCUCUCUCUGGACCUGAACCCUCCGGCCGGCUGUGGUCAGAUCUGCCGGUGUCCAGGUCUCAGGGACACCUGCGCCCCUCCCACAAUGCACCUGGAUGAAGACGAAAGGCCUGACCUCCUCCUCUCUCCCACUGUGUCUCAGCAGAUCAGGAUUAGUCAGGACUACAUCUGGAUCUGGACUUCUGCUACCUGGAUUUGGGCCUUUCUGUGCUCUGAUUGGCUCUGCCGAGAAGCUGCUCAUGAUUGGACCACCUGAAUUCGAGGACGUCUGAGGGGGUGCACCCCCGCCUCCUGACUUCCUGUUUGCUUUGCUGCUGUCACUUGAGCAUCCAGAGGCUUCACCUGUCCGUCGCAGCAGAUUUUCACUCUGUAAAAAUCUGACGUCCACCAUGACCUGCUGACAUCACCGUUCCACCGCCCCCUCCUCCUUCCAUUUCUUUCCUCGCAAUGGCCCUGACCUGUUGGCUGUCGCCAUGGCGACCCCCAACCCUGCUGCUGCUGCUGCUGCUCACUUCCUGGUUGCCGGCUGAGUCAGCUUCAACCACGGCCUUCCCCAAAGACCUGGAGCCGAUCAGCGUGGUCAGCUCAGAGCAGUCGUUUCAGUACCCGGGGUUUCAGGGUUUGCUUCAGGACAACGACACGCUGAGGCUGGGCCUGGACUUCCAGAGGAUGCUACGGAUCAACCACGUGCUGUACAUCGCAGCGAGGGAUCACGUGUUCGCAGUCAACCUGACGAUGGCUUCAGGGGAGGUCGUCCCACAGCUGAAGCUGACGUGGAAGUCCAACGACGUCAGCAAGUGCACGGUCAGAGGGAAGAACAGCGACGAGUGCUACAACUACGUGAAGGUGUUGGUGCCUCGAAACGACGAGACGCUGUUUGCCUGCGGGACCAACGCCUUCAACCCGACCUGCCGAAACUACAAGAUGACCUCGCUGGAGCAGGUCGGGGAGGAGCUGGUGGGUCAGGCUCGCUGUCCCUUCGAGUCCGGUCAGUCCAACGUGGGACUGUUCGCUGGUGGAGACUUCUACUCGGCCACCAUGACGGACUUCCUGGCCAGCGACGCCGUCAUCUACAGGAGCCUGGGCGAGGGCCGCCCCGUCCUCAGGACCGUCAAAUACGACUCCAAGUGGCUGCGAGAGCCGCACUUCCUGCACGCCAUCGACUACGGGAACUACGUCUACUUCUUCCUGAGCGAGAUUGCAGUGGAGUACACCACGCUGGGCAAGGUGGUGUUCUCUCGGGUGGCCCGGGUCUGUAAGAACGAUAACGGGGGAUCUCCCAGAGUCCUUGAGCGAUACUGGACGUCCUUCCUGAAGGCUCGGCUCAACUGCUCGGUGCCCGGAGACUCCUUCUUCUACUUCGACGUGCUCCAGUCGCUCACCAAUGUGCUGCAGAUCAACCAGAGACCCGCCGUGGUCGGCGUCUUCACCACUCAGGCCAACAGUAUCCCCGGCUCGGCCGUCUGUGCCUUCUACAUGGACGACAUCGAGAAGGUGUUCAACGGGAAGUUCAAAGAGCAGAGGACCAGCGACUCCUCCUGGACUCCCGUACCCGACGAGCAAGUCCCCAGACCGAGGCCUGGUACGUGUGCAGGCGACGGCUCGGCUUCAGAAUACAAAUCGUCUGUUCAGUUCCCGGACGACACGCUGACCUUCAUCAAGUCGUAUCCUCUGAUGGACGAAGCUGUUCCCUCCGUCAACGACCGGCCCUGCUUCACCAGGACGUCCAGCAGGUCCAAGUUGACCCAGAUUGUGGUGGAUGUCUCUGCCGGGCCUUUCAAGGACCGGACGGUGAUGUUCCUGGGCUCAGACGAUGGGCGGGUCUUGAAGGUUUUGGCCAGCACCCAUCCAAAUGACAGCUUUGGAUCCAAACUGCUGGAGGACAUCGACGUCUACAACCCGUCCAAGUGCAACGUUCAGGGUCAGGAGGACAGGAGGGUUCUGGGCCUGGAGCUCGAUAAGGACCAUCACGCCUUGUUUGUGGCUUUCAGCAGCUGUGUGAUCAGAGUGCCGCUCAGCCGCUGCGCCCAACAUGGAGCCUGCAAAAAAGCCUGCCUGGCCUCUCGUGACCCAUACUGUAUCUGGCUUCGGACCGGGAGCUGCGCCAACGUUGCGCCGGGUUUCAAGGCGGGGUUUGAGCAGGAUAUCGAGGGCGACCACUCGUUUCAUCCGGACAGCUGCCGCGCUGACGUGUUGGCUACGACACGGAACCAGGAGUCCACCGCCGACUCCGCCUACGGCGUGCGGCGCCCUCCGGACAUGGACCAACGUGCCGGUGCUAACGUGCAUUACACGCUGCUGAUCGCCUGCGUGCUGGUGGCCUUCUUCCUGGGCGCCAUCUUGUCGGGUUUCCUGGUGUCAUGCUACUGCGGUGGCAGCGCUGCCCACCGGGCUCGGAGGCUGGGGAAGGACCCGGAGGCGUCGCUGCCUCACGCCCUGUCGCUGCGAUCCCUCGCCAAGCUCAACGGGCUGCUGGACGGACAGCCCAAGGAGGACAAACUGGACGUGUCCACCCCAAAGAUGUACAGCUCCUUCAUCCCCAACGGCCGGGCCGAGCAUCACCUCCACAGCCCCGUGCACCAGGGCCUCCCGCUGGGCGACCCCGAGCUCAGCCUGUCCCAGUCUCUGUCACAGGGGGAUGGCGAGCUCUCCGGCCUGCCCACGCCCGACUCCACCCCGGAGCUUCCCAUCAAGAACAUGAAGGCGCUGCGACACCAUCAGUACGAGAAGAACCAGAACUGCAACAACGCCAGAGACAAGCCCAGCUGCUCCGCCUCCAGUCUGGGAUUCAUGGCCGUCGUCGGGAACUCCAUAAACCAGCAGGUGUUUCCCUUCCCUCAUCACCACGGCAACAGUUUAAGCAAUGGGACGCCCCAGGGGGUCGGCGCCUCUUCGACCUCUCUGCACCUCCCAGAGGAGAGAAAGAUCUCCAAUGAUGAGCGGGCGGCAGCGGUGGGAGGGGGAGGAGUCCCGCAUCACCACCACUCCCAGCAGUCCCUCCCCCAGACGGUGGUGGACGUGUCGGCGCUGGACGAGCUGCUCAAACACAUCCACGAGGUCAGCGCGUCGGGAACCGGCGGCAUCAAGGUCCUGACCUCCACCUCCUCUUCCUCGCUGUUCCCCGGGUCGUCCGGCUCCACCGCAGGGCACCAUCACAGCCACCAUCACCACCACACACAGACGCGCACGCACCACUACAACCACGGCCAUCACCAUAGCAACCACCACCAUCACCAGCAACAGAAUGAGGCCGCGUCCUACCACAGCACCUCUGCGCUGCCGAGCGACGGCCUCCCCAAACGCAUCGACCCUCCUCCUCAGAACACCACCUCCUCCUCAUCUUCAUCCUCCUCAUCCUCAAACAACCCCACCUCCUCCACCUCCAUCCCCUCAUCCUCCUCCUCCUCGUCCUCCACUCCGCUCCAGCAGCAAGUGAUUCCAGAACGACCUGGAGGAGGCGGCGGCGUCUCCGUGACGCGCCACCACUCUCAGCGUCACUCCCUCAUCAGGAUGGGCAGCGGGAGUGGCGCCGUGCCCCGCCACCACAGCUUCAACCAGCGAGGGCCGCAGCAUGCUCACUUCCUCGCCAGGAUGAACACUAACAACAGCAGCAACAACAGCGGUGGCCCCGCCCCCGCCAACAGCAAGCAGCCGUCGGUGGCCAGCGCCUGCCUCACACGGCAACACAGCUACAGCGAGGGGCCGCACGCCCAGCGGGCAGCCGUCGUCCGGAGAACGGUGUCGCUCAAACCCCAGAUCCCUCCUAAACCACUCUUCCUGCCAAACACAGCCACGUCACCGGGCGCAGAGGCGGGAAAGUACAACUACUGAGGCUGCCGGGCACCGCGCCGACAUGGCCGCUGCUGUCCUUAGACGCCUGCCGGGCUGGUGAGAGAGGAUGAGAGGAGAGCGCCGAUGGGCUGGAGACACAAAAGAGACCCAGAGCUUUUUGUCGCCAUCGCUCCUCGUUACCACCCCUCAGCCGUGCUUGCUGCCCCGCCGCUGAGAGGACGCCGUCCGUCGCCACUCGAGCAUCUCUGGCUCAUUGAAAGGGGCGGGGCUCGAAACCAGCACGAACUACUAAACAUUCCAGAGGCGGCUCGAGGUGGCCACAGAAUUCCAGAUUAAUGCAGUUUUCUUCGGAGCACUUUGAUGCGACAUCCUGUCGUCGGGCCCGGAUUUCAUUCGCCAGGAUCGUCAGCAAACCUGAACCCCGCAGCAGGGGCGGCUCCCGUCCCCGUGGGGGGCGCAGACUUGUGUUUUCAGCAGCACUCUGAGGACAGACCACCUCGGUCUUUUAUACCAUAUUGGUAUCUGCAGGUCGCCCAGCAGGUGUGAUAACCGUCUCCACAUCACUACAACGACCCUCUUGCAUUAACGCCUGCUGAGCGUCACACCCAGACCCCCGCGGGUCGUUUCAGGCCCUGCACUCGUCUGAAGGGGGCGUGUUUUCUCUUCACCAGCUGAGCGCACACUGUGGAAACUUUAACAAAGUUUGCUCUUAAAUUGGUGUUUCACCCAAAUUACUGCCACACUCAUGCUCCCACUGACCUCCCAGGGUGUCCGGGGUCCGGCGCCCACGAGGGCGGAGCAGAGGCAGACUCGUCACCUCAGCUAUGCUCUGUAACCCCGCCCGAGGCUGGUGAUGCGUUCAGGUACCUGUUAAACCUUUGAAAUGUGAAAAUGUGUGCAGGCAUGAAACAACCCAGAGUCUGGGAGAGGGGGCGUGGCCUGUUGUCUGCCGUGGCGGAGACAUUUCAGUCUGACUUCAGUCUCACUCUGCACCUUCAUUAAAAACUACAUUUCCCAGCAGGCAGUGGGAACGUGAGGAUUCUGUUGGUGGUAAUUUGGGUGAAGGUCUGCUUUGCUUCGGUCUGUGGGAGGGUUUCCUUCCAGCUGAAGAACAGUGGAUCAGCUGCUUUGUCUUUACCUCGGUGUUUGUUAGCGGCUCUGCCGGGUUCUGUUUCCGCCGCCGGGCUCAGGCAACACAGGUGAGACCGCAGAGCGGACCCUGCAGACCAGCGGGUGACGUGACGCCGGCUCUCCGUGUUGCCUCAGCGUGGAUGCACCUGGACGCACUUUCAGGUCUGUUAGCAUCAUUGUCCACAGACGGAUUCAGUUUCUGACUUGUGCGCUGAACACCUGAACACCUGCUUCAUGUCACAAACCCUAAAGCUGCAGCUCUUUUAACUACACUGAGGCACAAACACUCAGAGCGCCACCAGUGAGCCGCACGGGCAGCGCCGCUAAACGAAGCAAUAAAUGUAAAAGAGAUGAUUCAGGACCUCUGCGCCUGCUCGUUCAGACCAUAAAACACGAAGAGUUUCAGAUAUAAACACCAGUAAUCUCGUCACAUGUCCAAAAACAGCUGGCAUCAACUUUCAAAUCCAGUCAUUCGAGCUUUGGCGUGGCGCUGCUACUACUUUAUCUCAUUUAUGCCCAAAUAGUUUGAGGGUUUCUGGCCCGCCUGGCUGGUUAGGGACAGCGCCGGGGUACAUCAGGCAGUCGUACUAACCAGCACAAGUUUGAGACGUAGGCUUGAAUGCAGAACACGCGGCUGUGACGUGUAGUCGUCUGAGCGAACUGACUUCUCCCCGCGGUCCACAGCGGAGGACGAGCUCUGCAUCAACACGAUGCAACACGCAGCUGAGAGCGAGCCGCGGUGCGUGAUGCGUUUGUUGAGGUUAAAUAAAAGAGGCCAAAGCGCGAUGGUUGCUGCUCACUGUACAGGGAUUCAUGCCACAGCGUUUGAGGCGCUUACAUCAUCCUCUUUCAUCUCGCCUGAUUCAAACAGUUUGAAAUACUGUAGUCACCGCAGAUUACAGCUGCUGUGGUCACUGAAGGAGGCUGCCGCAGGACUCGGAGGCUAAAUUUACUGCCAAUCCCACCCUCUGCUCUCAGCAGGGGAUUCUGCAGAAAAAGAAACGGCGUUUAAAAACGAGCCGAACGGGAAGGUUCGGGCGUUUGUGGCAUCACUGCAGACGCACCUCUGUGAACACCGACCCGUUAGACACCGAGCGUUUCUCCAGGCACGGCUUUGGAGAGGAUAUCUGAGAGGUGUCAUCCAGCCGUGACACCUAACGUACACGUCAGGAAAAGGAUGACGAACAAGGUUCAGUCAAACACUCAGACUGUCCUUAAACGCACCAACAUGGAGAGUUUUCAGGUCUGGAUUGUUAAAAAUAAUGCAAAAUAGAAUAGAACUGUCCUUCCUCAUGGCUCUGUGCCGACAGAGCAAACCUGUCGAUACGCAUUAUUAUUAUUAUUAAUAAACAAUAAGCCAAAUUUAAUUCAUUGAGAUGCCAAAUUGUGUCUGUUUCUCUCUCUGUCAGCUGAAUAUCUUAAACAGAGCGACGGCUGUUUGAACCACAGACACGCCUGAACGCGUCGCCUCGGAAACUAAAACAACUUUUUUGCCUUUCGCAUUCGUCCAAUCGGUGGAAAAGGUAAAACACUGAUUAAUGGAAAACAGGGAGGGCUGCGUAUAAACACCAAAGUGUCACAUCGAGCUUUUUGUAUUUGAAUUUUCCUUCAGAUGAAAAUGCUGCUUUAAUGUUUUGCUCAGAGUUCUGGUUCUGGUUCAGUUGGUAACAAAUCCGUGGUCCUGCUAACGUGCCGUAGAUAAUUGGCUGAACGCUCCUUUAGACCUGCGGCGAGCCGCUCCAACCUUCACACAGCACAAACACCACGUCAGAGUCUGUGAGCAGUGCUGAACUCUCCAAAAUCACGUGUCAAUCUUCAAAGGUCCUUUAUGAAUGUUUCCACUGGGUGCUGCUAGGGGGCGCCGCAGAGCAUAAAGACUUUGGCGUAUUUUAUAAAGGUUUUGUAUGAGAUGCACUUGUAACCUUGAAAAUGAUUUUGUUUAUUCGUUUCGUGGUUCUCUUCCUCUGAAGUGCUGAGAGGAGCAGAGACGCUGUGGACUCACAGCGCCACCCGGUGGGCUACGCUGAAAUGACAAUGUAAUAAUGUCACACACUAUUAUGUUUACCUUACUGCUAUUAAUUAACAAUGUGGAUGACGGUGUAAAUAAAGGCUACUGUGGAAUAGUA